Didymodactylos carnosus is the source of this 2487-nucleotide messenger RNA. The record is from the annotation of a GenBank genome assembly. NCBI's taxonomy places the organism in Eukaryota, Metazoa, Rotifera, Eurotatoria, Philodinida, Philodinidae.
AUGUUAGAAACGGAUGACAGUGUGACCGAUAGUAUUAUUGGUGGUGGUCGUGUGCGUUAUUCACAUUCAACAGGCUCAAUAACAUCAUUUGUUCCUCCGCCACCAUCACUCGAUUCUUCUAGUUUAUCACCAUCCGAUAAUGGUGAUAAUCAAUGGGAAGAUUUAAUAAUUGGUAGUGGUGGUAAACCUGUUGUUAUAACAAAAAUAGAUCCUGAUCAGAUGACAGCUGAAACAAUUGUCACUGGACGAACACCACCCGUAUUAUUACAAGAACCAAAAUAUCGUAAAUAUCGAAUGUCUGAUACAUUAUUAAAACAAAAUAAAGUAACAAAAAAAGCAAAUGAAGUAGUUAUAUAUUCAAUUAUUAUUGGUAUUGUAGCAUUAAUAAUAACAUUUUGGAGACCAAUGUCAUCAUAUUUUAGUGGUUUUACCGUUGGUUUAAUGUUUCCUUCAUUAAUUGCUUAUAUUUUAUUUAAAAUUUAUGUUAAUCAUAGAGCAAAUGAAAGGUUAAUUCGUGAAUGGGUUGAAUUUCCAGAAUUGGAACAAUUAUUAGCUGAUAAAACAGCAAAAGAAGAUAAAACAACGACUAUCACUGAUACUUAUGCUGAAAUCAUAUUUGAUCGUUAUGAUGCUGAUAACGAUGAUAGAUAUGUUCGUUAUCCAUGUAUGAUACAUUUGGAUAAUUGUCGUUUAAUUAUACGAUUACCAGAAAAAGAGAUUACUGAAUCAGAAAAGAAAGAACAAAAAGUGAAAUUUAUUGGUUAUAGAGAAUAUCUUGUUAAUGAAUCUGAUUUACUUCUUGUACCGGAAUCAACAUUAACUCGUGCAAAAUAUUGGCUUCCUGAAUAUCCACUUGUUAUUCAAAACUUACAAAUAAUAGAUAAACAAAUAAUAAAUAGACAAAUUAUGGAUAAAACAAAAUUUGAUACAGAACUAUUCUUUUCAAAUCCAUCGACAUGUUUGUCAUUGUUUUUUCAAACUGGUCCAGAAAAAGAAAAAUGGUUUCAUAAAUUAUCAUUAAACAUUCAAAGAGAGAAAGAACAAAGAGAAAAACUUAGUACUUUGGCAUCUGUAUCAUCGUUUGGCAGUAUUUCAUCAACGGAAAGUAUUGGAAUGAAUAAUGAUUAUUCACAAGUGAAGAACAGUGCUAAUAAACAACAGUCUGCAGAUAAUUCAUCAACAAUCAAAGGAGCAAGUCAGAAUCUCGGUGAUAAAGAUUUAAGUAAUACAUCAAGAACCGCAGCAACGAUUGAAUCAGAACAAACCAAGAAACGAGACGAAACAUCAUUAGAAAAACUAUUACAUUCAUCAAGUUGUUUAGAUGAAGCAGCGAUAACAAUGAAUUUUAUUUUACGACGUUUACUUUGUGAUAUGUUUGACGAUUCAAAAGUAUUUACGGAUGCACUUACAGAAAGAGCAGAAACAAAAUUAAAAGAAAUAGCGGCUCUUGCGAUUUUUGAUGAAAUUAAAGUUGAAUCAAUGAAUCUGGGUCACGUUUAUCCAGUUAUACUGAAAGUUGAACCGAUGCAAUGGAAUACACGUGGAAUUUGGUUGAAUGUUUUCUUACUUUAUCACGGUAGUAUUAAAUUAACAAUAAAAACGAAAUUAUUAUUAGAUCAAUUAAUAAACUAUAAUCGUGGGAGUGGUGAACCAAUGUUUAGACAACAUGCUUUUUCACAAAAAGUACAUAAAGAAGAAGGCACAUUAUCAGAAGAUGAUAUAGUGGCAAGACAAAAAUUAUUAGCCAUGGAACCAGAAGUACCUGAAAUGGCGCCAACACGUAAACUUGGUACACUAUUACAAAACUUAGCUGAAAAUAAAUGGUUUCAGACGCUUAUCGGUUUCACACCGAUUGCAGAUUUAUUCAAAAAAUUAACCGGUACAGUCAUUGGUGCAGAUAUUGAAGUGACUGAUUUUGUUGGCAUUUUAACUGUUAAUAUUCCUCCACCACCGUCAGAUCGUAUAUGGGUUGGAUUACCAGAGGUACCAGAUUUAAACCUGAAAGUUAAUCCAAUAUUUGGUAAAAAAACAUUUUCUCAUCCGUUAAUACAAGAUUAUCUCGAAACUAAAAUUAAAAGCGAAUUAAAACGUAUAGUCGUUUUGCCAGCAAUGGAUGAUCAAUUGUUACCUUUCUUUCGUGAUUGGGUUAUUGAUGUUAUUGGUGAAAUUGCUGAGAAACCAGUUGAUCCUGUUGUAGAUAAAGUCAAAGUGAAUCGAAAUUCAGAUGAGGUUUCAACCGGAAAUAAUCAUUAUAAAGGUUUGAACCCAAUCACCAAUACUGUUCCAGUUGUUCCCACAUCUCCAACCACAAAUGACAGAAAAUUGUCAGAAGAUGAUUUAUUUUCUGUUGAAUUGGCAAAAGUAACUGCAGCCGCAACAACAACAACAGCAGCAACAACAGCAACAACAACAACAGCAACAGCAGCAACAACAACAGCAGCAGCAACAACAACGACAACAACAGCAGCAACAACAACAACAUUCUGA